Myiozetetes cayanensis is the source of this 1130-nucleotide messenger RNA. RefSeq lists its product as uncharacterized. The record is from RefSeq and is a predicted model, not a curated record. Gene Ontology annotation, biological process: immune response; immunoglobulin production involved in immunoglobulin-mediated immune response; positive regulation of T cell activation. Lineage: Eukaryota; Metazoa; Chordata; Aves; Passeriformes; Tyrannidae. Gene Ontology annotation, molecular function: MHC class II protein complex binding. Gene Ontology annotation, cellular component: MHC class II protein complex; membrane.
AGAGCCCCCUCCCACCUCCUGGCUGAGGUCCUCACCUGCCAACGGGACACCCCUUCCCUGGACCUUUCCCUCACCUUGGACGGGCAGCGACUCUACGGCUUCGACUUCCCGGGAUGGUGGCUCCCGGGGCUCCCGGAGCUGCCCCCGCUGCCCCCGGACCUGGAGACCCCAGCGGAGCUGCGCCUGGACGUGAAGCUGUGCCAGGAUGUCCUGGGCUGGCUCGGCCCCCAGGCCAGGGGGUCCUGCCCGAGGCCAGGGUUGGUGACAAAGGCAGGGGAGGGGUCGGGUGGAGCUCUGUCCCGCUGGGCAUGGAAAAAAACCCAGAUUCAUAAAAACCUCUGGCUUCAGCAAAAGCUCAACCACGAGACCGGGAUUGGAGGUUCCCCCAUCCCUGGAGCACCCCCAAGGCCAGGAAUCAGGGUGGGAUGUCCCUUUGGGAUGGGACCUCCAAAAGGUCCCAUCCCACCAUUUUUACGGGAUGCAAUCCCCGCAGGAACGCCGGUGGCCCAGGUGUUCCCGGUGCUGCCACCGGCGCUGGGCGAGGCCAACACCCUGGUGUGCCUGGUGGAGAAUGUCUUCCCACCGGCCCUGGACAUCACCUGGACCCGGGGGGGUGUCCCCCUCACCCAGGGGGUCACUCAGGGGCCCUUCACUCCCACCCCGGAGCUCACCUUCUGGACCUUGUCCCACCUGGAAGUGACCCCGGAGCGUGGGGACGUCUUCGCCUGCCUGGUGACCCCUCAGGGGUACAACACUUCGGUGGUCACCUACUGGGUCCUUGUCCCGGUUUUGAUCCUGAUCCUGCUCCUGAUCCCGGUCCUUGUCCCCAUCCCGCUCCUGCUCCCCAAUCCCAACCCACAUCCCGCUGCCUCUCCCGUUCCCACAGUGCCCCCAGAGCCUCUGGAGGUGCCGGAGCUGCCGAUGGUGCUUUGUGGGGCUGCGAUGGCGCUCGGGGGGGUCCUGGCACUCCUGGGGCUCUCCCUGCUCCUGCUUUCCCGGACGGAUCCCCAAGGCUGAGCAGAGGAGGGAGAAGCUCCAUGUGGGAAUUUGGAGGGGAGGGGGGAAAGAACUUGGAUGUUCCUGACCUCCAAUUCCCACCAUUCCUAAUAAACUCCACCUUUGGUUACGGC